AUGGAGGUGGCCGAAAGCAGGGAAACUACCUCGGUCGGUCCGUCCGCCGGGGCAGAAUCCACCGUCACCAAUGGCGAACACCACCUUCUCAUUGCCGAGGCGCUCAUAGAUGAUGAUGACGAUGGACGAUCUAGUAGUCUAAGUGAAAUAGACGAUGUCUCCGAGAAUCUGGCGUUCGACCUUGAGUCUCCUAAACCUGAGAAGGCCAUGACGGAGAACGAUUCAGAGGCAGAAACCGAGCGCAUUGAAGAUUCUCCGAAUAAUAUUCGUUUGAGAAGAGACAUUGUUGUGAGCGCAACUAAUCAUGGUCCGAGCCCCAGCAAGCUAGCUCAGUCAACGACAUACGAAGAAGUCGAAGACGAGGAGCAUGUGCCAGACGAUUCGCCCAGCAAGCCCCGCUCAAAAAAUAACCAGAUCCCUGACCUUGGUGAAGAGACGCCAGAGCUUGACGACUCAGCACUUUCAGAAGGCAUCGGAAAGAAACGUAAACGGCACGGCUCUGCUGAUGAGCUGGGCACGGAACUUGACGAAGAGGACGAGCCUCCUCAGAAACGCCGCGGCUCACUCCGAAGCGAACUGAGCGAUCCUCCCGCUGAGGAUAUUGUGCUGACGCCUGAGCCCAUUGAGGAGGAACCCAUUGAGGAACCUUCCAAGCCCAAUGAGGAAGAUACCCCAGUCGACGAUAUUCCCGAGUCCGACUUGCCAGCGGCUCCUGCUAAGGGAAGAAGGAGUAGGAAAGGCAAGCGAAAGGGGCGGAAAGCGAGAGAUGUCGAUGACGAUGCCGACAUGGCUCUCGAAACUGGCGCGGAAGGCGGUGGGGAUGAUAUACUUGGGGAUGAGGAGGCUGCCGAACGCGAGGAAGCAGAUGAUGGUGAGGCAGCCGCCAAACUUGAAGAAGAAUCAGCAAAACGGGUAUCUGCGAUGGAAUCGCUGGCAGUUUUAGAGCGGGAGUUUGCCGCCUUGCGAGACAAGAUCUAUGAUGAACGAGUCUCUAAACUUAACCGCGAACUCGAAAUGCUCAACGGGCCGAACCCCACACAUCCCGAGUUUCUGCGGCAGUUGGAGUGUAUACAGCGAUAUCGGGACGCCAAGAUCAAAUACGAACAUACGCUGUAUCAGUACCGAAUCAAGGCCUUAUUGAACAAGAGCCUGGCCGAGCGUGCACAAGCGCAUAGUACUUACUUCCAGCGGGUCCGGGACGUUCGUGAAAAACACUCGAGUGCCAUCAGCAAGCAGUUCUAUGCCAUUCAGCAUGAUCGCUUCAAGACGGAUGAAGUUAGUCCGCAGCAUUAUAUUCCAUUUCCCACGCGCCGUUCGCAACAGAUUGCCAACCAGACUGCCUACAAUCAAGAAGUAUCCAUUCUGGCUGGUGUUGCAAAGUAUGUCGGCUUCCCAGCCGCACCUUCACUGUCUGCUGCACGACCGGCGGAGCUUGAAGAGGACAUGGAAAAGAUGGGCAUCUCCAUUGAAACGAGAGUUCCUAUCUCACAUCAUCACUCCACAUUACCGCGAGGCGCCAUGUCGUCUAUGUCGUCGAACGUCUUCCGCGCUGCGGCAGAGGAAGCGUUCCUAGAGCAGACCCCUUGGGCUAACCCACAGCAUCCAAUCCAUCAUCAACAACAAAUUCCACCAAGACCCCAGAGUCGAGUAUUUGAGAACCCUCGGGCACCGGCUUAUACCACACCAGCAGCCCAAAAACGUGUAGUGGACAUUCAUGCUCCCAACGGGUCAGCGUCCACCAUUGCCGAAAAUUCCUCGGCAAACAACACACCCUAUGAUCACGAACAGUCCACCCAGGGUCUCGGGCCGUAUGGGAAUCCCGAAUACGACGCCGACCGACGAUCCGGGUUCCGAUCAUUAAGCUCCUCCCCGCUAGAUGUACGGAAACCCCAUCCAUCCUCGUAUAACACACUCGACAACCGAUCACCACCGCACCGGAAUGCAGGCUACUCACCGCCCCCUGCCCGAUUAGGGCUCUUCCAGUCAAAACGUGACUCAUCACCACCACCGGUGCCCUCCAAACCAGCAAAUUCCAUACAUCACCACGGAUCAGCCGGAGUUCUAGGCGGCUCCGGCUCGAACCAAAUGACAGCCCGAUAG
Aspergillus pseudonomiae is the source of this 2100-nucleotide messenger RNA. RefSeq lists its product as uncharacterized. The record is from RefSeq and is a predicted model, not a curated record. Gene Ontology annotation, biological process: negative regulation of transcription by RNA polymerase II. Gene Ontology annotation, cellular component: Sin3-type complex. Gene Ontology annotation, molecular function: histone deacetylase binding. The transcript has 4 exons. The coding region runs from base 1 to 2100 and encodes 699 amino acids. NCBI's taxonomy places the organism in Eukaryota, Fungi, Ascomycota, Eurotiomycetes, Eurotiales, Aspergillaceae.